Sarcophilus harrisii (Tasmanian devil) is the source of this 1428-nucleotide messenger RNA. It is a transcript of the gene HES4, whose product is annotated as hes family bHLH transcription factor 4. Gene Ontology annotation, cellular component: nucleus. The transcript has 4 exons. The record is from RefSeq and is a predicted model, not a curated record. Gene Ontology annotation, biological process: regulation of transcription by RNA polymerase II; regulation of neurogenesis; anterior/posterior pattern specification. NCBI's taxonomy places the organism in Eukaryota, Metazoa, Chordata, Mammalia, Dasyuromorphia, Dasyuridae. Bases 333 to 1190 code for a protein of 285 amino acids. Gene Ontology annotation, molecular function: DNA-binding transcription factor activity, RNA polymerase II-specific; protein dimerization activity; RNA polymerase II cis-regulatory region sequence-specific DNA binding.
GGCACGGAUCGGACGCUACAUCGCUCGGGCCCUAGGGCGGGGAGGGAGGGAGGCAGGCGACCGGGAGGACACACGCCAGACGACCGAGACGCGCCGAGAUUGGCACGCACGGAGCCCAGCCGGCCCAGAGGCUAGGACAGGGACUUGGCACCCGCCCGCCCCCCAGCCAGCCUGCAGCGGGGUCUGCCCUGCUUUCCUCUGCGAUCGCCGCAAGUUUCCAGCAGCCUUCGCUGGCGAUCGGGACCCGGGGCGUCCUCAGCCCGCAGCCAAAAGGCUCUAGGUGUGUUCGGAGACCUCGGGCGGAAGCCAGCCAAGAAGCCUCCUGGGUUACGAUGCCGGCGGACACCCUGGAGAAGCCGAGGGCCUCUCCUCUGGCCGGAGCGCCGGCCAGCGCCAGCCAGACCCCGGACAAACCCAAGAGCGCGAGCGAGCACCGCAAGUCGUCCAAGCCCAUCAUGGAGAAGCGGCGACGCGCGCGGAUCAAUGAGAGUUUGGGCCAGCUCAAGACCCUGAUCCUGGACGCCCUAAAGAAAGAUAGCUCCCGCCACUCGAAGCUGGAGAAGGCCGACAUCCUGGAGAUGACCGUCAAGCAUCUGCGGAGCCUGCAGAGGGUCCAAGUGACAGCUGCCCUCAGCGGUGACCCGAGCGUCCUGGGCAAAUACCGCGCCGGCUUCAAUGAAUGCAUGAACGAGGUGACCCGCUUCCUGUCGUCCUGCGACGGGGUCACUUCGGACGUGCGCUCUCGCCUCCUGAGCCACCUCGCCGCCUGUCUCAACCAGCUCGGACCCGUGCGAUACACGCCGCCCGGACUCGUCCAGCCCUCGCAUCUAUCUCAACCGCUGCACGUCCAGCUGCCCGGGACGGCGGCCCCCGCUUCCGCCCAGUGCAAGAUGAGCCCGGCCGGAGCCUUGUCGCCCAAAGUGUACGGCGGCUUCCACCUGGUGCCGGCCCACGACGGCCAGGCCGUAGCUUUCCUGAUCCCGAACCCCGCCUUCGGGCCAGCCCCGGGCUCGCUGCUCCCGACCUACCCCGGGGCCGCGGCGGCCGGGGGAGGUCCGGCCGGCCCUCCCCCCGCAGCCGGCGGCUCCUCCAGUUCCCCGGUGCACGGCCUCACCUCGCUGGGAGGCAGCGGGCCGCGGGCGGGCAGCCCUGCCGAGGACAGAUGCGAGCCGGUCUGGAGGCCGUGGUGAGCCGCCGCAAGCCUCCCUUGCUCGGACUUUGCCGGGGAGCGAAGGUUGCCCCAAAGCCCCAGGCCCGCCCUCUGUGGAGGGAAGCCCCUUGUCCAGUUCGUUCCGUUUUAUGGGACGCCCGAGUGUCAGGCAGACGAGACUUAUUUAUCUCCACAGGCUGGAGUUCCCGUGUUGUCGAAUUGUGACUUGUUCUUAGUGUCAAUGGUUUUUAUAUAUAAAUGCCUUCUUGGAAACUUGC